Ceratotherium simum simum (southern white rhinoceros) is the source of this 936-nucleotide messenger RNA. Its product is annotated as olfactory receptor 52J3-like. Gene Ontology annotation, cellular component: plasma membrane. Gene Ontology annotation, biological process: G protein-coupled receptor signaling pathway. Gene Ontology annotation, molecular function: olfactory receptor activity; G protein-coupled receptor activity. The record is from RefSeq and is a predicted model, not a curated record. Lineage: Eukaryota; Metazoa; Chordata; Mammalia; Perissodactyla; Rhinocerotidae.
AUGUUCCACACCAACACUACAACUUUCCACCCAGACACCUUUAUUCUUACAGGUAUUCCAGGCCUUGAGGAUUCCCAUGGCUGGAUCUCCUUGCCUUUUUGCACCAUUUACUUAACGGAUCUGCUGGGCAAUGCUACCAUUUUGUUGAUCAUCUGGUCUGACCAUACCCUGCGAGAUCCCAUGUUCUACUUUCUAGCCAUAUUAUCAGCCAUAGAUCUGGCCCUCUACACAUCCUCAGUGCCCCGAAUGCUGGGUAUCUUCUGGUUUCAUGCACAUGAAAUUGGAUUUGGAGCCUGUGUGGCCCAGAUGUUUCUCAUACACACCUUCACAGGAAUGGAAUCUGCUGUUCUGCUGGCAAUGGCUUUUGAUCGAUAUGUAGCCAUCUGUGCACCUCUCCACUACACAACCAUCCUGACACCCCGAGUGCUAGCGGGCAUUGGUGUGGGUAUUAUAAUGCGCCCAAUCUUGCUCAUGUUGCCCAUCAUCUACCUAACACAUCGUCUGCCUUUCUGUGAAGCUCGAAUUAUUGCCCACUCCUACUGCGAGCACGUGGGCAUUGCCAAAUUGGCCUGUGCCAGCAUUAGAAUUAAUACCAUUUAUGGGAUUUUUGUAGCUUCUUUUCUUAUUUUAGAUGUGGCACUGGUUGCAAUCUCUUAUGCCUAUAUCCUCCAUGCGGUUUUCCACCUCCCAUCUCGAGAUGCUCGUCACAAAGCCCUGAGCACAUGUGGGUCACAUGUUGGGGUCAUGUGUGUUUUCUAUACACCCUCCUUAUUCUCCUGCCUUACGCACCGAUUUGGAAAAAAAAUUCCUGGUUAUGUCCACAUCCUUGUUGCCAAUCUCUAUGUGGUCAUCCCACCUGCCCUCAACCCUAUGAUCUAUGGUGUGAGGACACGGCAGAUUCGCGAGCGUGUGAUCCAUGCUUUCACCUCAAAGUAG